AUGGAGUUCGCGCGAUUAAACUGGCCGAUGUUUUCACAAACACCGAAACUACGAAGCGGCCACAAACACAAGGCGGAGCCGCGAACGGAAAAGCCGCCACCACCACGCGGUCGCAGACAGAUUUACCCCCCUCUGCCCGCGGAGACACAAAGGAGGCGCCCGGCGGCCCACAGCCAGCGCGGCCGGCGGUGCGGGGCAGCCGUGCCGCCAAAGGGACUCCGCCGCGACCGCCCCAGAGAGCGGCAGGCCGUGACGCGGGGCGCUCUCCAGGCGGCCCCGGAAGCCGCCUGCGCACACGCCGCGGCCGGGAGCGCCCUGCCCUCCGCCCACCACAAUGCCCGACAUCUCGCCCCGGGCACAGGGUUACCAAGGGCAGGCGCAGGAAGGCGGCAGCCGUUUCCCGCCCGUGGAGAGCACCCGCUAGCGCUACCGGCCUCAGCGAGCCAUGCUGGCCAGGCUACAGGCCCCAGGGCCGCCCGCGGGGACGCUGGGAAACCUUCUCGUCUUCCCCCCAAGGCGGGAGAGGCCUCUGCGGCCCGCAACUGCCCGCAGCCGCCUGAGGGGCUACUCCGAGCAGCAACUGAGACAGCAACAUCCCGCUCUGCCCCUUAUGCACGCAGCGCUAACCCCGUUCCAUCGCCCUCCCUGUGGGAGUCCACGGGAGCCCCGGGGCGCGGCGGUGGAGGGUCCCUGGGUAUGAGACCCCACGACAGAGGUGGCGCGGGACUCUCGCACCGCUGUGUCAUGCAGCCGCGCCGAGAGGGGCACGAUAGCGGCUCUGCUGGUCCCAGCAAGGCCCGGCCCGGCCUGCGCCCGUCCCCCCACCGCCCAACUCGAGCGUGCGCGCAGCGCCCCCUCCUCGCCGGCCCCAGCUACGUCUCGCUGCGGGCUGCGCGUACCUGCGCCCACCGCCGGCCCCGCCGCGUACAGGAGAAAAAGGGGAGCAACCGCCAACGCGCAGAUCCACCACCGCUAAUAGGCGAUUGGCCCCGUCGCCUCCCCCUUGCGCGGGCCUGCCGCCUCUCCAUUGGGCGAGGCCGCUGCCCGUCAGGGCAAAGGGGCGGCCCCCGCUCCGCUCCACCCCGCCCUCCGUGA
Messenger RNA from Columba livia (rock pigeon), 1095 nucleotides. Its product is annotated as basic salivary proline-rich protein 4-like. Lineage: Eukaryota; Metazoa; Chordata; Aves; Columbiformes; Columbidae. Bases 1 to 1095 code for a protein of 364 amino acids. The transcript has 2 exons. The record is from RefSeq and is a predicted model, not a curated record.